Molecule: messenger RNA, 1787 nt
Organism: Nothobranchius furzeri (turquoise killifish)
Lineage: Eukaryota; Metazoa; Chordata; Actinopteri; Cyprinodontiformes; Nothobranchiidae
Gene: saal1
Product: serum amyloid A-like 1
Biological process (GO): positive regulation of synoviocyte proliferation
Cellular component (GO): nucleoplasm
Source: RefSeq, a predicted model, not a curated record
GGUCGACCACAACAAGAUGGUUUGCGCAUGCGCAGCUUGGGGGGGUUUUCUGAAUGGACACUUUCAGAAUUUAGCUUUGCGGUAGUUUAAACGACCCAAAACAGUAAUUUGGACUUUUACCUACAAGCUACUUUGGUCAAAAACGGUCGACAUGGACAGUAGCGUUGAUGGUGCUGAGCAUGAAGAAGCGGACAGAUCCUCACCUUUGUCUGGGACACGGUCUCCUGUGAUGGACCGUAACCCAUCACCACCUCCAGAGAAAGCUGUGGGAGAGGAUGAUGAUCUCGAUGCCAUUGGAGAAACUAUUUACAGCAAGCACUGGAUUUUCAGCACCCUGACUCGCCUUAUUAAUAUGGUUUCGGAGCAUUCACAGGAUAACUCUGAUGGUCAGAUGCAGCUCUCUGAUGAUGAUGAGGAAGAUCUCUGUAAAGUCUGGGAUAUGGCAAUGGAUAAGGAUGUAGCAGGCUUUCUGCAGGAGUUCAAAGCUGCUGAUAUUCUCCUCGGAGUCAUCACCAAAUCUCAAUGUCCACGUCUUACAGAAAUCUGUGUGGGAAUCCUUGGGAACAUUGCUUGUUUUCCUGAAACAUGUGUCACCCUCAGCCAAAACGAAGAUUUAGGAGCUGUGCUGUUGCUUCUUCUUGAAGAUGCUGAUCCCCCAACACUUUUGGAAACCAGCAGGUUGCUGCUCACCUGUUUGUCUCAGAAAGACGUCUGUUCUCUUUGGCUCCAGCGAAUCCGACAGCAGACAUCUUUGUGCUCCAACCUCUGUUUCAUCAUGUCCAGUUCUACCAAAACGGACCUGCUUGAGAAGGUGGGCGAGCUGGUGGACAAGCUGUUUGACCUUGAUGAAGAGUUGAUGAGGAGUUGGAUCACAUCCUCGUCGUGUGAGAACAAGGAGGAUGAUGAUGAAAACCAACUGGAUGUAACAUUUUGUCUCCUUGAAGCAGCUAAACAGCUGAGAUCUGAGAGUCCAAAUGGCGUAGAGAUUUACCUUCACAUCCUCCAGCUCCUCACCACUAUAGAGGAAGGCCUUCAGCUUUUUGCUGCUCCUGACGGACCUGGCGCAUCGGUGCGGGACUUUGUCUGUGACGUGUGUGAGGACCUCUGUCAGACAGAUGAUCUUCCAGUUGUCUUGCAUGAGCGGAAGAGUGUCUUGGUUCAGGCUUUUUCUGUGCUUCAGGCUCUUUACAGAUGUCAGGAUCAGUGGCGCAGCAGAAGUGACUCAAUUGUGCCCCUAAUUGGUAAUGUCCUCCGAGUGUGCCAGUACCACAGGGAGUGUAAGCAUGAAGCCACAAGUAAGGGCGGUGCUGAAGAUGGACAGCUGGAGACGCUUGCAGAGAUCACAGCAGAGUUUUUAGCUGAUCUUUGUCUUGAUAUUUCUAAGGAUACGGUUGCAGACUUGAUGAAUAAAGGUUACCUGACAGAGAAGACUUGUCUCGCUGCUGCUUCCUGUUUACAUCAUAAAUUUGAGACUGCAUUUCAGCACCUACAAGCCGAAUUGUCAGAGGCUGAUCCUAAUUUGGCAGAAGUGAUGAGGACACAGUUUCCUGUCUGAGCUGAUCCCAGUUCAGCUUUCAUUCAGCCUCCCUCGGCUGCUUUUUAUAGCUGCUAGCAUUUCCCCUCCGAAGAUCCUGCUUUGUGUCUGAAUAUUUGCUUUUCCACUGGAUGGACACCACCAGUAAUAGACUUCAUCCUCUCUUUUAAUAGUUCACUAUUAAUAACCAGACUAUUUUUGUACAGUGAUCAACAGAUUUUUUUUUAAAAUAAAAACAUGUUUUUGAAGCUCC